AUGCACGAGACCAGAAAACACAUUUUGCCCAAGGCAGGUGAAAUCACCGUGGGAAUUUCGGCGCUAGAGUACUACCAUCGGCGUCUUGAAUUGGCCAAGCAGCUCCCUGAGCGGUCCGCAGCCAUUUUGGUGGGGAAUCGUAUCCAACACUCAUCGGGCGCUGUAUUUUACGAUUUCCAGCAGGAUAAUGAUCUCUACUACUUAACAGGAUGGUUGGAACCCGAUAGUGUGGCCGUGAUCGAGAAAGUUGCCGAUACGGGGAGUGAAACGGAUGUGGUGUUCCAUAUGAUUGUUCCUCCCAAGAAUCCUGCAACAGAGCUCUGGGAGGGUGCCAAAUCGGGAUUAGAGGGUGCUUACGACUACUUCAAUGCUGAUGAGGUGGCUGGAAUUGGCCGCGUGGACUCAUAUUUGCGCCACAUCAUCGAGAGAAAUGAUUACGUCUAUGUGGAUGACAAGACCAAAGGCAACAAUACUGGCAACGCCAACUUCAAACUGUUCUUCAAUUUCACGCCCAAGGGACAUCUGGCCACCAUUCAGGAAUUGCUCCGGACGUCUCGAGCCACUGUGCGACCAUUGAAGCCAAUUGUGGCCGAGCAGAGGCUGAUCAAGUCAGAAGCAGAAAUCAAGGUGAUGCACCGUGCUGGAAAGAUCUCAUCGCGGGCAAUUAACACGGCUAUAGCACGUGUGGGGUCUGUUGAUCCAUUUCUGUCGGAGAAGACGCUUGCUCAAUACUUGGAGUAUGCUUUUGUCCGUGGAGGCUGUGACAAGCAAGCAUACAUUCCAGUUGUUGCCAGUGGAGAAAAUGCAUUAACCAUCCACUAUACAAGAAAUGAUGACUUGCUUUACCGAGAUGAGACGGUUUUUGUGGACGCCGGUGGAAAGUUGGGAGGCUACUGUGCUGAUAUUUCAAGAACAUGGCCCAAUUCGCCUAAUGGGUUCUCACCUGCUCAAAAAGACAUCUAUCAAGUUGUUUUGGAAGCAAACAAGGUAUGUAUUGACCAGUGUCACGAGAAUGCUGCCAUGUCAUUGCAAGAUCUCCAUGAACUUUCGGUGACGACGUUGACCCAAGGUUUGAGACAAAUCACGGGCUUCUCCAAUGUGACCAGAUCAGAGGUUUCCAGAGAACUUUUCCCCCACUACAUCGGCCACCAUUUGGGGUUGGACUUGCAUGAUAUUCCAUCUGUUUCGAGACAUACCCGCGUGAAGAAGGGCAAUGUCAUUACCAUCGAGCCCGGAUUGUACAUUCCCUUCGACACCAAGUGGCCCAAGCAAUUUCAAGGCAUCGGAGUGCGAGUAGAGGACGAUAUUGCGGUGGGAAAAGUGUCCAGCGACGUCUUGAACUUGACCAGUUUGUGUGUGAAAGAGGUGGACGACAUCGAGGCAUUGAUCCGGGAGGGAAAGGUCACCACUCCUGGAGUCUACGACGAGGUUGUGGAAAUAUGUAUAUAG
Messenger RNA from Sungouiella intermedia, 1449 nucleotides. The record is from the annotation of a GenBank genome assembly. Lineage: Eukaryota; Fungi; Ascomycota; Pichiomycetes; Serinales; Metschnikowiaceae.